AUGGAGAAAGCCCCUGAAAAGUCUGUCAGCUUUUCCAACAAUGGCCAUAAAAAGACCAACUCUGCAGGCCGAGAUCACUUGGACGUCGUCGACGGCAGAUCAGACGGGGAUCAUCAAAAUGCCGAGGACCCACCACCGGAUCACGUGAUGGAGGAGGUGGAACGAUUUGUCGACGCAUUGUCUUCCGCGGAGGACAAAUCCAAUCCCCCGGAGAUUCCACCCGCUGCGGAGUCGUUACCUAAAAUGGUAGAUUCGAUGAUCUCCAAAUUUGAUUCUAAAGACUCUUCCUGCAGAUUUGGUCAAAACAAAGACGAAGAUUCUGCAUUUGUAGAUGCCCUUAAUCGUCUCUCAAAGUUGGCAAAUAAACUAUCUGCCUUUCCUUCCAAUUCUCCUCUCGCCCAUUGCCUGAACCGAUCCAGCUCCGUCUUGCACCGCGCCAUGACUUUCUUGGACGACCAGUUCCGUUCCAUUCUCAAUAAUUCCAAGCGCAAUAACACUCUCAAUAACCUUUUGGAUCCCAAGACCCCAAAGUCCCACAAGCAACAGUCUUUCAAGGAUUCAGAUUGUUGUGUAACAGUUGAACCAGGCUCCAACAAGCUCGAGGAUUUUCCAGCUUUCUCUCAGGAAGCAAUAUCCACCAUGAACAAGAUCACCAGGGCCAUGAUCCCUGCCGGCUACGAAGCAGAAUGUUGUCUCUUAUACGGAAACCUCAGACGACAAGCCUUCCAAGACGAGCUGACCAAGUUGGGUUUCGACAACAUUAACGCUGAGGAUGUCCAGAGAAUGCAAUGGGAGCCCCUCGAGGAAGAGAUCACCAUGUGGAUUAAUAUCGUCAAGCAUUGCGCCUCCACCCUCUUCGCCGCCGAGCGGAAGCUCUGCGAUGCAGUCUUCUCUGAUUUCCCUUGGCUUCCGAAAAGAUUGUUCGGCGAGAUCGCCGCGUCGGUGGUGAUGCGGUCACUCAACUUCUCAGGAGCCGUUGUGCUUACGAAGCGGUCAACUGAGAAGCUGUUCAAGUUUCUGGACAUGUACGAGACACUGCGGGAUUUGGUGGUGGCGAUAGAUGGAUCUGAUUCCGGAGACGCAUCCCAAGAAUUGAUAAACGAGAUCUCAGUGGCGCAAUCUAGGCUGGGUGAGGCUGCGGUGAGUAUUUUCUGUGAGCUUGAGAAUUCGAUCAGCUGCGACCAGGGAAGGACUCCGGUGCCCAGUGGUGCAGUUCAUCCCUUGACUCGCUACACCAUGAAUUAUCUCGAGUACGCCUGUGAAUACAAGGACACCUUGGAGCAGGUAUUUCGAAAUCACAGAAAAAUGGAGGGAGAUUCAGAGCAAUCCAACAGUAGCUACGAAGCAAAGAACAGAAGAGGGGGCGACGACGCCCAUGACGAGGGGGCCCAAGAAAUGUCACCAUUUGCAACAGAAUUGAUGACUGUGAUGGAUCUGCUGGACGCAAAUCUUGACAUGAAGUCGAAACUUUACAGGGACCCAGCAUUACGUUACAUAUUCUUGAUGAACAACGGAAGAUAUAUAUUGCAGAAGAUCAAAGGGUCGAGUGAGAUCUACGAAAUGAUCGGCCCGGCAUGGACAAGAAAGAGAUCUUCGGACAUGAGGAUGUACCACAAGAACUACCAAAGGGAAACGUGGAGUAGGGUGUUACAGUGCAUGAGCCAUGAAGGGUUGCAGGUGAGCGGGAAGGUGGCAAAACCUGUGUUAAAAGAGAGAUUCAAAUGCUUCAACGCCUUGUUUGAAGAGAUUCACAAGACGCAGAGCACGUGGGUGGUGAGCGACGAGCAGCUCCAAUCUGAGCUGCGGGUGUCCAUAUCGGCAGUGGUGAUUCCGGCUUACAGAUCGUUUCUGGGAAGAUUCAAACAACAUCUGGACGCGAGUAGACAGGCGGAUAAGUAUAUUAGGUAUCAACCUGAGGAUAUUGAGACGUUGAUUGAUGAAUUAUUUGAUGGAAACCCAGCUUCCAUGGGAAGAAGAAAAACAUGA
Molecule: messenger RNA, 1986 nt
Organism: Carica papaya (papaya)
Lineage: Eukaryota; Viridiplantae; Streptophyta; Magnoliopsida; Brassicales; Caricaceae
Gene: EXO70C1
Product: exocyst subunit exo70 family protein C1
Biological process (GO): exocytosis
Cellular component (GO): exocyst
Molecular function (GO): phosphatidylinositol-4,5-bisphosphate binding
Source: RefSeq, a predicted model, not a curated record